GGCACAUUCAAUUCCAUGCCGCUCCAACAACACAAACCAUCUCUCAUUUCUCCUUUUCCACCGAAAAGAAGAAGAAAAAGUAAAAUUCCCAUUCCUUAUCGGCUGAAGCGGUGGCAUUCAUACUCACUGCAAUCGGACGUCUGAAGCUGUUUCUCCGGCUGCAGCUGCAUCUCAAUUCCUUCCCCAUCGAGUUCUUCCUCCCCAUAAACAGCAGAUUAGUUCAUUCUUGUGAAUAUACAGAUGGAUAAAUCAAUGGCCAGUCCUAGUUUUGGGGUAAAAUUGAUGUUGAUGCUCCCACUGGAGUUGUUGUUGGAAAUCUUUAUCAGGAUUCCGGGUAAGCAAUUGGGAAGGUGCAAGUGCGUAUGCAAAUCUUGGCGUUUAAUGAUUGGAAGUCCUCCAUUUCUGGAGGCUUAUCGAAGUCGUCAAUCGAGCUUGAUAUUAUACUGGCUAGAAGACAAUAACCCAAAAGCCAUCUUUGGCACGGAUUUUAGGCUCAGGUUCUUUCACUACCCUCUUCCGCGAUUUCAGGAGCCUACAUCAGGAUUCAGUCAACUAAGUGAAUUGAGAACUGGUCGAUUCAGGGACUGGUUGACAGAAGUGGUUAACGGCCUCAUAUGUGUUUGUGAUUCAGAUGUCCACUUAACUGUUUACAACGUUUGUACUGGGCAGGGAAUGGGCCUCCCUGACCCUACGCAUUAUAAUCUUAAUCCAGUGUCAUCUUUUCAUCUGGGAUACGAUCCCUCGAGCAAGAUGUACAAAUUGCUGAGACUGGUACAUCCCUUUAGUCGGACCUACUAUCGUUCUUUUCAGCAAAUCAACCAAACAUUGGAAGCGGAGAUAUUGACCCUGGGACCCUCUGGUUCGCAAUCCACAUGGAGGAAGCUGGACACUAUUGCAUCUGGUAUUGGUGAUUUGAUGGAGUGGCGUGGUUUUUUUGGUUGGUUUGAAAAUUCAUUUUCGGGGGAUGGCAUCAUUUGGUUGUCAGGGCAAAUGUCUUUGUUGUCCUUUGAUCUCAACAAGGAGAAAUUCCGAUUGAUCAAGUUCCCUGAAGACGUCAGCCAGGCAAUAGAAAUGAACAAGUUUGAUUUCAGUGACUCGCGACUGAACGGAUACAUUCUCACUCAAUCCAUGGGACGUCCAGCUCUAUGGAUUAAGACUGGUCAUCCCAAAAGUUUGAUGCUCUUUGUGCUCGAAGACGAGGAGGCUAACGUAUGGAGUAAGCAUCAUGUACAGUUUCCUGAUGAACUCGGGGAAGUGGAUCGUAUUGCUGUUGAAGCGGGAAACCUUCCUACCGGUGAGCUUUUGUUGAUGAAUGGUAGAGUGGAAGAUCAAGGUGACUGCAGGCCUGUCUUUUCUUAUAACCAUGGGACACAUAAGUUUGAUCGCUUUGUGAUUGGAAAGCACCCUGAGAAUCCUGAUUAUCGAGUGCUUUGGUCUAAUGAGAAGCUUAUCGACAACAAUUUAUAUAGGGGUAAAAUUUCAUGUUUACAUGAUAAUAAUAACCUUCAUCGAUCCUUAGACAAUGUGUUAAGCGGUAGGGUUUGAAGAGAGUUAAAACUUUGUCCUUUGUAAUUUUUACGUUCCAACUGUUAGCAUUUUCAUUCACCUGUGGGAUUUUAGCUGUGUAUUGAAAAUUUGAAAUGACGAUUUUCUUUUCCUUUUUUUUUUUUUUUUCCUUUUGUGGGUACAAUGUAUUGAAAUUAAUU
Messenger RNA from Oldenlandia corymbosa var. corymbosa, 1706 nucleotides. NCBI's taxonomy places the organism in Eukaryota, Viridiplantae, Streptophyta, Magnoliopsida, Gentianales, Rubiaceae. The record is from the annotation of a GenBank genome assembly.